AAAUAUUAACUCAUCUUUCCACAGGCUUGACUAUGGGCUGUGUCAAGAGUAAAGAAGACAAGGGUCCUACACAGAAGUACCGACCAGAUCCCACCAAUCCCACCCCUGGGUCACACAUGGGUCUCUAUGGACCAGACCCCACUCAGAUGGGCCAGUCACCUGCCCUGAAGGGCCCCACCAACAACUACAACAGCCGCACAACUGGGCUCACUCCGUUUGGUGGCUCCUCUUCUGUCAUCACACCCUUCGGUGGAGCCGCCUCCUCUUCCUUCUCCACUGUUGCUGUGAGCAACCCCUUCCCUGGUGCCGUCACAGGCGGUGUAACUUUCUUUGUGGCCUUAUAUGAUUAUGAAGCCAGGACGUCAGAUGACCUCUCCUUCAAGAAAGGCGAUAGAUUUCAGAUCAUCAACAACACAGAAGGAGACUGGUGGGAGGCUCGUUCCAUCAACACGGGGCAGAAAGGCUACAUUCCCAGCAAUUACGUUGCCCCUGCAGACUCCAUCCAAGCGGAAGAAUGGUACUUUGGCAAAAUGGGUCGUAAAGAUGCUGAGCGACUGCUACUGGUUCCCGGAAACCAGCGGGGCACUUUUUUGGCCAGAGAAAGUGAGACCACUAAAGGGGCUUACUCUCUUUCAAUACGGGACUGGGAUGAGAUGAAGGGAGACAACGUGAAACACUACAAAAUCCGAAAGCUUGACAACGGAGGCUAUUACAUCACCACAAGAGCUCAGUUUGACACUCUACAGAAGCUGGUGAAGCAUUACACAGUGGAGGUUUUCAAAUUCUCAUUUGUGGAAAAACACUGUCAAUGCUUUCUUUUGCACUCUCAUUUUUUCUUUCUUUUUCUAGGUACAUGGAAUGGCACGACUAAAGUAGCUAUAAAGACACUGAAGCCGGGCACCAUGUCUCCUGAAGCCUUCCUGCAGGAGGCCCAGAUCAUGAAGAAGCUUCGGCAUGACAAGCUGGUGCCCCUGUAUGCUGUAGUGUCUGAGGAGCCAAUUUACAUUGUCACUGAGUACAUGGGAAAAGGGAGUUUGCUGGACUUCUUGAAGGAGGGUGAGGGCAAGUACCUCAAGCUGCCCCAGCUGGUAGACAUGGCUGCCCAGAUUGCAGAUGGCAUGGCCUUCAUCGAGAGGAUGAACUACAUCCACAGAGACCUGAGGGCUGCUAACAUCCUGGUGGGAGACAAUCUGGUCUGCAAGAUCGCCGACUUUGGCCUGGCUAGACUGAUUGAAGACAACGAAUACACUGCAAGACAAGGAGCCAAGUUUCCCAUUAAGUGGACUGCACCAGAAGCAGCGCUGUAUGGCCGAUUCACCAUCAAAUCUGACGUCUGGUCCUUCGGUAUCCUGCUAACUGAGCUGGUGACCAAGGGCAGAGUGCCAUAUCCAGGCAUGGUGAACCGAGAGGUGUUGGAGCAGGUGGAGCGUGGCUACAGGAUGCCGUGUCCUCAGGGCUGCCCGGAGUCGCUGCACGAAAUGAUGCGGCUCUGCUGGAAGAAGGAGCCAGACGAGCGGCCCACUUUCGAAUACAUCCAGUCCUUCCUGGAGGACUACUUCACCGCCACUGAGCCACAGUACCAGCCCGGAGACAACCUGUAGAGACCUUCUACGGGAGCCAGAGACUCACCACCACGUGCUAAUAAGCCACCGGGACGGUUCCCAAACCCAUUGUGGCACCUCCUCCCUACAGCUCCCCUGCACACUUGUCCUUACAGAGAUGUUUUUGUUUUUCCUUUACCCUCCCAGAGCCAAACUUAAAAACACGAUUAGUGCAUAAAACGUAUCUUUUACAGCAGAUACAGGCUGUUCUCUGCCUGAAGAUGUGUGUGGUGGAGUUGGCAAGGGUGUGU
This is a messenger RNA of Sinocyclocheilus grahami, 1852 nucleotides long. RefSeq names its product tyrosine-protein kinase yes-like. The record is from RefSeq and is a predicted model, not a curated record. Gene Ontology annotation, biological process: protein phosphorylation. The transcript is spliced from 10 exons. NCBI's taxonomy places the organism in Eukaryota, Metazoa, Chordata, Actinopteri, Cypriniformes, Cyprinidae. Gene Ontology annotation, molecular function: ATP binding; protein tyrosine kinase activity; protein binding. Bases 33 to 1601 code for a protein of 522 amino acids.